Messenger RNA from Pristis pectinata (smalltooth sawfish), 10419 nucleotides. RefSeq names its product membrane progestin receptor gamma-B-like. Lineage: Eukaryota; Metazoa; Chordata; Chondrichthyes; Rhinopristiformes; Pristidae. The transcript has 9 exons. The record is from RefSeq and is a predicted model, not a curated record. Gene Ontology annotation, cellular component: membrane. Bases 308 to 1372 code for a protein of 354 amino acids. Gene Ontology annotation, molecular function: signaling receptor activity.
CUCUAACAACCUCUCGUUGCUGCAACCAACUGGUUCUCAAAUGACAUCACAAGAGCACAAGGACAUAGGAGCCAGAAGUAGAGACACAAGAGACUGCACAUGCUGGAAAUCUGGAACAACACACAAAGGAGCUGGAGGAAUUCUGCUUGCCGAUGUGCUGCAGCCAGGGUCAAGUGCCCAGGACGGAACGAAUGAAAAGGCCUGCUGAGUCAGGGAGACUGCAGAGGACCCGUGGACACCAGCACACACUCAGCCUGUCCAAGAAGAAGACACUAUAUUGGGCCAAAACACCAAAAUAACUUCAGGAAUGCUGAGCUUAAAAUUACCUCGUCUCCUCAGCAUCAAUCAAGUGCCCAAAGUAUUCCAUGAACACAGCAUUAUCUUCGGCUACCGCCAACCAAGAUGUACGGCCACGGAUUGCUUAUUCAGCCUCUUCCAGCUGACGAAUGAGACUGUGAACAUUUGGACCCACUUCCUGCCAACCUGGUACUUUGUCUGGAACUUGCUGGCCCUAUCCUACACGCUGGACUUUUGGAAUGAAACUUAUACAUGGCCUCUCCUCGUCUACAUGGUGUCAGCUUGUAUCUAUCCUUUUACCUCGAGCUGUGCCCACACAUUUAGCUCAAUGUCCACUCGAGCGAGGCAUAUCUGCUUCUUUUUCGACUACGGAGCUCUUAGCCUCUACAGUCUAGGCUCUGCCACUGUCUAUGGAGCCUACAUCAUGCCGGACAAGUGGAUCAACAGCACCUUCCACAAGUGGUUUGUGCCUGUUUCUGUCUUCAACACCGUUGUUUGCACUGCUCUAUCGUGUUACUCCCGGCUUGGGAUGCCCUUCAUCCACUUUAACUGCAGCGUCUCAGAACGAUUUCCAGAGCAGGAACACCCAAACGUGAGCAAAGUCUUGCGAAUUUUGGCGUUUGCUUAUCCAUAUUUCUUUGAUAACAUCCCGCUGUUUUACAGGCUGUUCCUUUGCACAGGAGAAGGAUGUGCACACAAUGAGACGAUUCCUAUCCACUACAGACACGUGGUGCUUGCAUUCCUGACCGGCUUCCUGUUUGCGACUCACUUACCCGAGCGCCUUGCUCCAGGGAGGUUUGACUACAUUGGUCACAGUCAUCAGCUGUUUCAUAUCUGUGCUAUCAUAGGCACACACUUCCAGAUGAAAGCUAUCACUAUGGACAUGACGUUGCGCCAAGCUUGGCUUACACUUCAUGCGUCUUUGCCCUCAUUCAUGGACACAAUUGGUGCGGUUAGCCUUGCCCUUCUGGUGAACCUCCUCAUCAUUGCACUGUUCUCUCUGGGCUUGUACUGGAAACCAAAGAUGCCUGAAGUGAAGAAUCAACACCACACUGAGAAAUUAAAGGUCGAUUAGGACAACACACCUUGCCUUGGCCCAGCUGAGGAAGAGGCCAAGAUUACUGAAGGAGAAAAGCAUUUGGAAAUCCACCUCAGUUCAAUACUCUGACAAGGGAAGAAAUGAAGUACACAUUUACUUAAAAGGACUAGAAUUCCCAAAUAAUAUGCUGUGCCUUUAAUGAGUGUAUGGUAACCUUUAAUAUGCUUGUGCCUGGUGCUGUGGAUAUUUAGAUUACACCAUUAUGUUUUUGCGUUAUAAAACUGGUCUUGGAUGAGUACAGGUUGGUUCAGUGGCCUCUGUAUCAACUCAGUGCCUCUGAAAGCUGUUGCAUAAAGGAGGUAAAAGCUCUCCUGUUUGGAUGGAAGAUAACAUUGUGCCUUUCCUCCAGAAGAGAUUUGAUUGGGGUUUUAUCUCCGAGACCAGGUUAUGAGAGUUUGAGAAAAAGACAUCUCUUGCUGUAGUUGAAUCAACAGAUGUUCUUGUCAAUGUAUGUUCCAGGAGGUGUUUAAGAACUAAUUACCACCCUAGCUCAAGGAAGAACCAGGCAAUUAUCAUUGUUAGGCUGUAAUCUUGAGAAAAUGGACCAAAUUUAAAGAAACUGACAUCUUAAUUUUGCCCUCAAGUUUGGCCAGAGCUAGAUUUAAAGGAGGCACUUGCAAGAGAAAAAUGGGGUAGAGAGGAAGAGAAGUUUAGGAAGGGAAUUUCAAACCUUAAGACUUAGCGGGUGAAGACACAGCUAACAGCAAUGGAGCAGUUCACUGAUUUUCAUCGGAAGAGACCUUCGUUGCAGGUAUAGAAAGAUCUUGGAGGUUUAUCAGGCUGGAAGAGAUCACGAAAAUGGGAGAGGUGAGGCCAUUGGGGAAUUUAAACUCAUGACAGAGAAUUUUAAAAUGAAUUUAAACAAUGUUACUCUGCAUCUAACUCAUUAUAUUAAUGCUUAAACGUAGCCUGAAAUGCCACCUCCCAAGAUCUCUAAGGUACUCCGAAUGUUUCUUCUUCUUGUUGUAAGGGUGCCCUUGCUUUGCCUUACCUUAUCACUGUUCUCCUUAGAUUAAUGAGUUCUUGUCCAGAAUAGGCUAUUUAAUUUAAGGUUACAGAAAACGUUUUGUCCAGGACUUCCUUGAAGAUGUUGAGUGGAGAAUUUCUCCGAUUGCCAGAUUGUAAGAAUAUACUUUGCUUCUCACAUGAAGAAAGUUGAAUGUAAAGAGGCACUGAAAAAUCAGGACCACGCUUUUUUUUGAGCACAGUGAUCAAAGAAAUAUUUCCCCACCUCCAGCUCAAAAGCAUCUGUUUUUGUUUUCUCAAUAAAGCUUUUCUGUUAGUAUAUUAUGAUGUUAGGAUAAAAUACAUUGAAUUCAGCAAUUUAGCAUUUCCUCGCUGAAAGAUGUAGGUCAAAAUUCAAACUGUGAAUUAUGUUGUCAUCACCAAACUGUAUCAUUGGUAGGACUGAGCUCCCAAGAGUCUAUUCAGAAUGGUACCAGAGAUGAGGGAAAUCUAGAGAAUCUGUAAUAGCCUUCUAGAAAAGAGAUUAAGGGAGAUUCAGAAGUCAACAAACGGUAUCUUUUUCAGUUUUUUUUGUGUGAAUCUAUGCGAACGAAUGUAGCAUUAAAAAUGUUAGCAAAGAAAGGAAGUUCAACAAAAACAGGCAUAAAUCUUCUAAGAUGUUGCUGAAGCAUUAUGUUAGACAAUAAGAUUCAAUUGUACCUUUUCUAACUUUUGGAGUUUGGCAAUGUUGUAAUGUAGGAAACGGUAAUUUAGUAAUUUUAUCAACACAAAGCAACAAGUUAGAAACAUUUCACAUAUGCUCAGUGUUUUAACAGAGAAUACAAUCCAUUUACUUUGAAUGGAAAUUUAGUGUGUCUGUUACAAGUGAGGAACAAAGAAAUUUGACACGUGCACAUUCAAGUUUCAGAUGCUAAUGUCACGUGGGAUGGCUACACCCCUAAGAGCAACAGAAACCUAGACAAACCCCCUGCUCCAAACUCAAACCAGUGAUGGUUCUAAUGGGAAUUGGACCUUAAAAUGUAAUAUAAUAUUCCACUUAAAGGUUAGAGAUUUCAUUAUCCUACAUGUUGAAAACUAAAUUGGCUCAAAACCUGUGACAAUCUUGUGCGAUCAGGGUAGAGGCUACAUGUCUACUUUUUUAAGAAAGCACUGAAGCUUGCAUUUUCAUUUGCCUAAUGUUAAACUCGGUCUCAAAAGGUCAAAGCAUCCAUCCAACCAUCAAUGAUUGAUUUUCUAGUUAAUGUACUUACAGGGAAAGGCAAUCCUAGAACCGUAGAAAAUCCUCAUAUAAUUUUGCAAGGGGUUCCUGAAUGCCUUUGGUGUGUGUUACUUAAAACAGAUUGAAAUGUUGUAGUUGUUGAAUGGAUGAUGUUGUGGGGCAGAAUAGCUGGACACUGACUGUAUCCAAUGCUGGAGGAGUCCGGAAUGAGGGGGCUUUGAUACAAGAUUCAACAUAAGAGAUUUAGGAUAAGACUUUUUUUUGCACAAAGAAUUGUAGAGUAUGUAAGUAAUUGAAACAGAGAUUCUACUACCCUUAAGGCCAGUUGAAGAUGAGGGGAAUAAAGGGUUGAGAGAAUAGGGAAAGGUUAUAGAAUCCAAAUCACUGCCCAUGUGGAGGAUAAUAAUCAGCUUAAAGAUGACUGGAUUGAAUGGACUGUUUGUCUAUUGUAACCUUGAACUGGUUGUCAUGUUCUGAGGUUUAUUCUAUGUUAUAAAACAAUAUCUUGUAUUUUGAGCCAAUGUAAAUGUUUGUCCCCCAUGUGCCUUAAAAAUGGAGUGACAGACUUAGUACAUAAAAAAUAGCGCAUUUGCUUCUCAAACAAUUUUCAAUUAUUAAUAUAUCUUAAAGGUACUUAAUGUUGCUUUUUAUAAAGAGCGUGGUGCUGUCAUAAAGAAAUGAUAGGAUACUACUAAAAGGGCUAUUUAACAGGAAUAAUGAUGAACACACUAUUGAUUAAUCCUGAGAAAUUACCAAUGGGUAUCGAUGGUCUUCAAAGUAACUAUUUUCCCCCAUUAGAAAUACAGGAAAUGGAUAAGAAACUGUUGAUUGCUUCCCCUGCUCUUAUGAUAGAGGAUCAUGUGCCUAUAGACAUCUGAGAUGUUUAAAAACAUCUGAUCUUAUUGGUUUUCGAUAAUUAACCCUUACCCUGCUGAACAGAUAGAAACUAAAGCCCAGACGGUUAUCCCAACAAUGUUGAAGAGAAUAGUUUAAAGACUGCAAAGCCAUCAAAUAGUAACUAUAGUAAGAGAGAAAGGAAAGGUACAAAAUGAGGUCAAGAAGAGUUAAGAAAAUGUCCUCUAUUAUAUAUUCUUUUGAAAGAUCAGGGAAUUGAGGGCUAUGGGAAAUUGGCAUAGAAGAGAAAAUGAGGCCUGGGACAGAUCAUAUUGAAUGGUGGGGCAGGCUUGAGGGCCAAGGUGGCCUACUUCUGCUCCUACCUUCUAAUGUUUCUUAUGUUCUAGAUGCGUGACAUUGAACUCUGCUCCACUGAGGUUGACUCUGAAAGUGACAAAAGAGCCAAUCCGUUCAAGGGCAAAUGGGUUUGGGUAAAAUGCUGGCCUUGCUAGUGAGGUGCACAUCCAAUGAAUGAAUAAAGAACUUUAUAUUCCAGCUUUAUACCAUAUCCCUUGAUUCUCUUAGUGCUCAAAAAUCUACUUGUCUUAGCCUUAAUUAAAAUCAAAUGAGCUUUCAUAUCCCUUUGGGGCAUUUUCCAAAGAUUCACAACUCUCUGAGUGAGGAAAUCUCUCACCUCAGUGAUAACUGGUUGAUCUCUUAUCCUGAGACUGCACUCUCCCUCGAUCUUUAGCCAGGGAAAACUGCCUCUCACCAUCUUACAUGGGUAAAUGUUGCACUAUUUAUUUAUAUUGUAAGUUAUAGUCAUUUUUAUGUCUUUGCACUGUACUGCUGCCGCAAAACAACAAAUUUCACGUCAUAUAAGUCAGUGAUAAUAAACCUGAUUCUAAUUCCUCUAAACUCCAGUGAGUAUUGGACAAUUCUCUUUACUCUCUCCUUGUACCUUCAUCCCAGAAACAAUUGGACCGUAAUUUGGAAGCACAUCACUGCAAAAAUUCAUCAUACCUCACAAUCAGGUUGGUGAGAUGUCUCAAGACAAUCACAGAAUGAUAGCAACAUGCAGCACAGGAGACCCAUCACAUCCACGUCAGUAAACAAAGAGAUUUGAGAUUAUCUUUAUCUCUAGGUUACUGCAUUUCAAGCACUCAGUUUAGUACCUUAUAAGCUUUGAAAUAGGUUUCUGUCUUCACCACGACCACAGGCAAUAAGUUCCAGAUCUCCAACAGUUUGGGGAUGAGGAUUUUUCCUCAACUUCUUUUAAUCUUUCCAGCAGUAAAUUUAAAGUUAAGAAACCUGAUUAGCUACCUAUCUUUCAAGGGAAGUAGUUCAUUCUUACGCACCCAGUCUGGGCUUCUCCUAAUGUUGUAAUAGUUCAGUUAAAUCUCCCUGCGGUCUCCUUUGUUCCAAAGAAAGCAAACUUGGCCUCGUCAUCUCUCCUCAUAAUAAUUCUUCAACUUUGGCAGCAUCUCAUAGCCACUAGAUACGGAACAGAUGCACAAAAAUGCUACCUAUAUCCAGCGGUGCUGCUUCCCAGCUCCAGAGAUCCAGGUUCAGCCCUCACCUUGACCUGUGUGGACUUUGCAUGUUCUCCGUUUGAUGUCGUGGGUUUCCACAGUGUAAUUCACCACUGUAACUUGCUCCUAGUGUAGGUGGGUGGCAGGAGAGUUGGCGGGGGAGAGGAGGUAGUGGAUGAGGAAACAAGAGGGGAAGAAAGGGAUCAGUGUGUGGAUGUUUGAUGGUCAGUGUGAUUCUGGCAGGCUGAAGAGCCUUUUUCCAUCCUGUUUGACUCUGUGAUUUGAAAACUGACCAGGCUUUGGGCUGAGAAAGGAUAAACCCAGCCAAGUAAAUCCCAAAUUUUUUCCAGCUUUUCUGGGGAAGUCUGCAAUGACCAAUGUUUUCAAUCUGAGUGUUACUAGUGAAAGGCUGGCAUUUGCUUACCUGUCUUUUUUUAUAUAUUCAUUUAAGGGACGUAGGCUGAGCCAGCAUUUAAUUGCCCCUGAGGUGGUGGUGAGCUUCAUCCUUGAACCGCUGCAGUCCCUGAGGUGUGGGUACACCCACAAUGCUAUAAGGGAGGUCCAGGGUUUUGACCCAGCAACAACGAAGGAACGGUGAUAUGUUUCCAAGUCAGGAUGGUGUGUGGCUUGGAGGGAAACUUCCAGGUGGGGGUGCUGCCCUUGUUCUUUGCCUGAUCCUAUUACCUUAUCUGUUCAAACCCAACAGCCAGCUUGCACACAGCAAGGAAAAUCCAACAAGCAGUAAAUGAGAUGGAUGACCUGUCUGUUUUUGGUGUUAGCUGGGGAGGAACGUGGGGAGGUUCCUUGCCUUCUUUGUAACUUCUUCAACAUCCAUCUGAGUUUACCCCUGCAGCUGAGCUCAGUUACACCCCUGGCAACGCAACGCACCAUCAGUACUGAAGCAGCAGACUUCUCCAUGUGCUCAACUGGUUAAUUGGGACUGGAGGCCAUUACACUCAGAGUCUGAGGCACUAGCAGCAUAGUGACGCAGCUGCUGCCUCACAGCUCCAGCAACCUGGGUUCGAUCCUGACCUCGGGUGCUGUCUAUGUGGAGUUUGCGUGUUCUCGCUGUGACCACAUGUGUUUCCUCCGAGUGCUUCAGUUUCCUCCUACAUCCUAAAAACUUGUGACCUGGUAGGUUAAUUGGCCACUGUAAUUUACUCCCAGUGUGUAGAGUGGUAGAGGGUGGAGAGAAUCUGGGAAUGUGGGGAGAAUGAAAAGGGAUUAGUGUAUAUUGGUGCUAGAUGGUAAACCAAAGGACCUGUUUCUGUGCUGUGUCUCUCUACAACUCUAUGACAAUAUAGCUUGGACUGCCAAAGGUGGCUGAAGGCAUUCCUGAAGGUUUGAUCCUGGCACAUGUCUCCUCACCCAAUCAAACGGUCUUCCGGCAACAAACAAGCUGGUGAAAGAAUUCAGCAGAUCAAACAGCAUCUGUGGGAAGAAAGGAACUGUCGAUGUUUCGGGUCGAAACCCUGCAUCAGUCCUGAAAACAAUUCUUUUCCUCCCACAGAUGCUGCUCGACCCGCUGAGUUCCUCCAGCAGAUUGUUUGUUGCUCCAGAUUCCAGCAUCAGCGGUCUCUUGUGUCUCCAAUUAUUUUUCCAAAUCCCUCUCCCAUACAGCCCACAUAUUUUGAGUUACUUCAAAGAAAGUUUUUCUUAGAAAUUGCACUUUUGGCUGUCUUUGUGACCUUGCUUCAAAUUAACCUUUUGUUCACGGAGAUGCCAAAUUAAUAUUGGAGUUAGGAUGAGCUUGGCACAGUGCUGUGUUCAUGGGGUUAAAAAGUCUAACACAAAGCCAGCACCAUAACCUAGAGCUGUAACAAAUCGCCUCAAACUUACCUGGUUGAGGAUUGCACUCCCGGAAAUAUUAAAAUCCAGUUCUAUGGAUAAAAAAGGCCUUGAGGGAUAUGGGCCAAAUGCAAGCAAGUGGAAGUAGAUCUGAUAGACAUCUUGGUCAGCCUGAACGAGUUGAACCAAAGGGCCUGUUUCUGUGCUGUAUAACUCUAUGGCUCUAUGUAUUGGUCCCAACCUAGAACAAACUAUUAAGUACUGAUUUCUUUUGUUUAAAAAAAAGAUUGCUGGCAAUUUUCUGAUAUUUGCAUUUUUUUAUACUUUAAUAUUUUAGCAACAGCACCUUGAAGGGACACAUUACUCUCCAUUUCAUGUAUGUCUGUUAAAAUAAGCAGAUCUUUUAAUGUUAAUUUGAAGUCUCUUGUUACAUAAAAUAUGCUUGUAAAAACAUUCAACCUGUUACAACAUGAUUCGCAAUGCACUUAUUUUAUGUCUCCAAAGCUAGGGGACAUAAAUAUGAAUACUCAGCAGUAAAUCUAAGAGGGAAUUCCAGAGAAAUGGCUUUACCCAGUCCAUGGGGAGAUUGUGGAGCUGGCUAUUACAGUGACCAUUAAUGGAUUGAAUGAAAAACUGGAUAAGGACAAAAGAAAAUCCUUGUAGCACAUUUCACCAACUCAGGGCUUCCAAUGAGAAACUUUUUUAAGUGUAGUCACUGCUGUAAUGUGGGAAAGAUUAGUUGUUAAGUUGUGCAUAGAAAGCUCCCACAAACACCAAUGCAAUGAACAUUUGGUUCAUCCUUUUGUAAUUUUCAUUGAGAGAUGAACGUUUACUAGAUCAUGAGGGAAUUCUCACUUGUCCUCCUUCAACACCAUGUAGUGAGAUCUUUUACAUCCACUUGAAUCAGCCUACAAAGUUAACGCCACAUCAGUACUGCGGUGCAGAGUCUGAAUUCAGAUCUCUGAGGUAGGACUUGAACAAAGAAGCUCUGAUUCAUUAAUUCCCUGAUAAAGUGUCAAGGGACCUUUGGAACUCUGAGCUGUGAAAACUUAGCCUCAAACGCAGAGAAUAAAUUUGAAGUCAUCUCUUUGUUCAGAAGCACAAGUUUUUUUUUCAACCUGUACUUAUAAACUAAUGAUGUUGAAACUUCCUUUUAAGUGUAUAUUUUCACAAUCGGUUUCUUGUCACCUAUUCUAUAUUAAGGUGCUUUCAUGCACCAAGUUACUUAUCAGGUGUUGCAGGUUCUAUGUCUGUAUGUCUGUGCCUUUACUUUUGGAAAAUUACAUCUUAACGAUGAGGAGCAAAGGGAACAUAUUGUGGGAUAUGAUAAAUAUUUCCAAUUGUUGUUCUGGGGGAAUGUGGGGCAAAAUUGGGGAAGCUCGCCUGAACUGCCAGGGAUUUACACUACUGCAGGGAUCCAGUGGUUGCAGAAGGCAGCUCACCUUCACUGUUAAAAAGGAAAUAAAGUUUGGGUAAUAAAUGCCUCUUGCCAAUGAAGUGCACACCCCGUAGAUUUUAAAAUAAUGGUAAUUUUAUUUAUAUUGUCCACAGGACAGCUGAUGUAAAUGGAAAAAUGUUGCACUGAUGAAGGUAUUUGUGUGUCCUGAGAAUUACAAAAAAAAUCUCCCUGGAUGAUAACUAACUUGGGGUUUCUUGACGUUGACACCACACAUGGAUAAAGGAAAGCCUUGCUUGUGCAGUCCUAGCACCCCAGAUCUCUUUAAGAACAAAGUGAAAUAGCAAAUAAAUGAGCCACUGUGACCUCCCACAAAUUAUGAUACAAUACCAUUGACCACAGACAAUGCAACAGGGUGCAUUUUGCCCUAUAGGGGUGAAACAGUUUUGCUUUGCCCUGGGAAUUUACGAUGCAACUCUGGAAUCAAGUGAGGUCAAUUGAGAUUCUCUCCUCUGGAUGAGCCUUGCAUUGUUGCAUUUCAAAGUCAGAGCAACCAUCAAAGCCUAUUUAACACUGGUGCAAACUGCCUGGUGCUAAGUAGAAUCACAGGCUGGCAAAGAACUUAGACAAAGGGGAAAUUAAAUAUGUAUAUAUUAAUCAGCCAGGUUUAUGUAUGAGUCUGCGUCAGCCUGGCUACAGUUUAUCGUGUGUUCUGAAUACAGGAAAAUGUAGUUUUGUGUUUAUGUGGGAUGUGAAUUGUAUUGUUCAAGCUCUUUCUGUUCCUUCAUUGAAAUGCAAUUAAGUUACUUUAAUCAGAUAACUGCACUAAGAUUGCAACUUUGUGAUUCCUUUGACUACUGACGUAUCUUUAGACGAUGAGAAUUCUACAUUUUCAGCUGUAACUUGUUUGUGCAAGAUAUUCUAUUUUUGUUACAGUGUUCACAACUAACACUGAAUUCAUAGUGUUAGUGGGAAAGUAAAUGAUGUUAUUUAAUAACAAAAAAAGUCAAAUUGUGGUUUGUGAUGGAGAAAAGGGGUGAGUUUCGACUGAUUUUUGGCUGCUGCAUUCAGCUCAAUGAUCGACUCUCUCACACAGCUCCCAGAUAUCUCUAACCUCUUCUGGAGGUUAUGUGGUGUCUGCUGUCUUUACAGAACUGUCAUCAAAAACAUGCAACUGUCCAUUUAUAUGUUUCUAUCAUGGUUUCAUUGCUGCAGUGGCUUCCAAUGCAGUAAGUUUCCAUGGCUAAAAGCACACACCUAUUGUAUUUGAUGUGUUAUCAUCAUCUUA